Monomorium pharaonis (pharaoh ant) is the source of this 3891-nucleotide messenger RNA. RefSeq names its product facilitated trehalose transporter Tret1. Bases 2165 to 3679 code for a protein of 504 amino acids. The transcript has 8 exons. The record is from RefSeq and is a predicted model, not a curated record. NCBI's taxonomy places the organism in Eukaryota, Metazoa, Arthropoda, Insecta, Hymenoptera, Formicidae. Gene Ontology annotation, biological process: transmembrane transport. Gene Ontology annotation, molecular function: transmembrane transporter activity. Gene Ontology annotation, cellular component: membrane.
AAAGAAAUCUCGCGUUUCACGUUUCGCUGCGCGCGCGAUGUGAUCUUUUUUUUUCACGAGCGUGUUUUUUAUAUGAAAAAAGUCUCUGGAUGGUCUCUCUUUCAAGUCUUCCAUUCCUGUUCCCUCGUACGAUGAUACGUUUUUCAUUCAAUGAUACGAAUGGGGCGGAAGUUAGUGUUACAUACCCCCGCAGAGUUCGCGAACUAUCUGCAAACUCUAUUCCGACGUGAUCGUCGGUCCUCUCACGGAAUUCCCUAGCGUAUCUGGAGAUAUUGAUUUUGCGACACGAUUUGCCGGGGGAUACCCACAGAGUGCCGCACACUCUGGGAAAUAAAUCCGCGAAUGGAAUCUAGGAAGGUGGCGGAGGAAGGAAACGUGAGAAAUCGCAUUUGGCAGGUUCUACGAGACUUAUCUGCCAUCUUGUCGAUUAUUGAAAAUCGGCUAACUCAUUCGUCACGUCUGGCGAUGCGCGCUUCGAGCGGAGGGAAAAAGACCAAGGAAGCGGGAAAGGAAGGGGAGGAAACAUAGAAUGAAAUAGACUAAUCGGAGAUUCGAGGAUCCACGGGUAAAAAGAAACCGUGAAUUUCCGGCGAACUCGGCGUGAAUAAUCAAGAGACUCGUUAUUAAGUAGGGAAACAUUCGCGUCGUUCGCCCGUCGCCUUAUGCUUCCUUAUUGAUUUUCGCUGAUGUACUUCGCUAUUAGCUUGCAUCGUCGCUUGACGCCAACUAAAACGAUUACGUGCUCGUCAGAGAGUAUUCGAAACAUGUUCGCAGUUUACGAAGACGUCGGAGCGCAGUAUCGGAAAAAAUUCCCAGUGUGUAUCAAGCGUAUUAAUUCUCUUUUUUUUCUAUAACAAGAAGAGGCAGAAAAUCUAAGAAACUUGAAGCUCUCGCGUGCCUCGAAGCGUAUUUGGCGUCGGGAGGAGCAUGAGUUUCUUCUAAUAGACAUGUCCCCUUGAAUCUGUGGUUGCGAGCAGCUUGUCGCGCUCGCUGAAAUGGCGUGUAAAAUUUUGUCAGGCAAAACCAGUUUUGCGUCGUAAAUCACGAGAGGCGUGAAUGGCUCCUCGAUAUAACUCACGCGAUCGCGCGCGAUAUCGGAAAGUCCCCGAGUGCGUCGAGUUGGAUAUCUAAUGUCGUCUUAAAUACGCGUGCAGCAGCAGCGCGCGGGCUGCCAACAACGGCGACAGCCCUCCAAGUCCGAACGCUAUCGGGAAUGAUGAGGAAUCGGAUCCCGCGAGUCAGGUGCGCGCAUAAAUAAACAAUAAGGAGGACCGUCGAGUUAUGAGAUCCGAUCUUAAUGGAGAGAGAGUGCGUGUGCUUGACGAUGAUUUAGAUAGAGUCGUUUUACAGCGGUCUGAUCUAACGACUGCUCGACGGGCUUCACAUUUUCCGUUCCAAGGUUAACCGAGCGUAUUACGGUGGCCACGAGCGUAAUAUAUUCAUACGCAGCCUAUAAUCAGACUAUGUAAUUGAACUGCACCGUGGAAUUAUAAUUAAAUCUAGCGAGUGACUUAAUACAUCAGCGUUCGCGCGUGUCGGUUAAUCGCACGAUUUGUAAAAAGGUUGUAAAAACUUGUAAGAGGAAGGCAUUAACGUGGAGCAUCUCUCGCUCCGGGUUUAAUAAAAAUCGGGGGGGGGGGGGAGGCGCAAUUUUAGGGGAUGCGCGUUUUUUAAGAAAGGCGAGCGCUCCGGGAGUUCUCUCCAAAGGAAACUCGUCGGUAUUAAGGUCGACGUAUAUAUAUAUAUUGACGGAGGUCCUCGAACAAUAACGGCCGUCGAUCGUUAAAUCCGUACGAGCUGUAAUAAAGCGACCGUCUGAUACGCGUAAACUCGGGUUAUCGCGCGUUUGCUCCCACGUCUCCAGCUCGUCAAGUUGAUCGAUACAUCUCGACAUGCGGGUCACGCGCGUCGCGCGAUCAUCAUCAUCGAAACGGUCAACGUGUAAAAUGCAAGUCAUAACUUCGAAGCGACCGAAAUACAACGUUCAUGUGUAACGUCCCGAGUUUGUAUACUGAGUUCGCGCACUUCCGUGUAUUUGUGUAACGCGCCCUAGAGGCAUAGAGACAUCUUUUCGUUAUUCGGUCCAACGAGCUUGACGCGAUAAUCAAGACGACAGGCUCUCAGGCGGAAGCGGAGUCUCUUAAGCCGCUCGGUUAUUGCCUGGAUGGAUGACUUGCGUCCGAGUCGAAUAACAACGAUAGCGGACGACGGUGAGGACAAAAUGCCCAGGGCUUCCGUGGUACACAUGACGUCGACGGCGACGAGGCCGCACCACAUGUCACAAGUACUAGCGACCCUGGCGCUAUCCAUGGGAACAUUCUCCGCCGGUUUGGCCAAGGGUUACACCUCGCCCGCGUUAGACUCGAUAUUGGAUAAUAAAACUCAUCUUUAUCAAUCCAACAACAGCACGUGGUUGGCCUUUUCGGUUACGCAACAAGAAGCCUCGUGGGUCGCGUCGCUGUCUAUGUUGGGCGCGUGGUUCGGUGCCAUGAUAGGCGACUGGAUAAUGCGACGAGGACGUCGAUUGGCGUUACGGAUGACAUCCUUACCCCUGGCGGCGACCUGGGUCUUGACGGGUGUCGCGCCGUGUGUGGAACUGGUGUACGUCACAAGUUUCAUCGGCGGUCUUUGUUGUUCGGUCGUCACCAUGGUGGCGCAGGUAUACAUAUCGGAAAUCUCGAUGCCGGGCAUCCGCGGAUGUUUGUCGGCGAUGCUCAAGGUGCUGGGUCACGUAGGCGUUCUGCUGUCGUACAUAGCCGGCAUGUAUCUGAAUUGGCGACAAAGCGCGCUGCUAGUGGCCGUCGCGCCGUCGAUGUUCUUUCUAGGGACCCUCUUUAUACCCGAGACACCGUCGUAUCUCGUGCUAAACGACAAAGAUGACGAGGCCGCCGACAGUCUGCAGUGGCUGCGCGGGCAACACGUCGAUAUAAGACACGAGCUGCAGGUCAUCAAAACGAAUAUUCUGGCUUCGAGGGCGAAGCAAUACGAGCUGAGUUUCAAAAACAGCAUGUUUACACCGAGGCUGUACAAGCCCAUCGCUAUCACGUGCGGUCUCAUGUUCUUCCUUCGAUUUUCCGGCGCGAAUGCAUUUAAUUACUACGCAGUACUCAUUUUCCGCCAGACCCUGGGCGGGAUGAAUCCCCAUGGAGCGACCAUAGCGAUCGGAUUUGUACAGCUAUUGGCCUCUUUAUUGUCAGGAUUCCUGAUCGACAUAGUCGGCAGGCUGCCGCUCCUGAUAGCCAGCACGGUUUUCAUGUCGCUGGCGCUCGCCGGUUUCGGCAGCUACUCGUAUUACGUGUCGCAAACGCAAAGUCCGGGCUAUGCGAUGGACUCGGCGAUGACGGGCCAGCACGACUGGAUACCGCUACUCUGCGUGCUCGUGUUCACGACCGCCCUCGCUCUGGGCAUAUCGCCAAUUUCUUGGCUAUUGAUUGGCGAACUGUUCCCGCUGGAGUACCGCGGCCUCGGUUCCAGCAUCAGCACGAGCUUCAGCUACUUUUGCGCGUUUAUCGGGAUCAAGCUCUUUAUGGACUUCCAGCAGAAUCUCGGUCUAUACGGGGCCUUUUGGUUUUACGCCGCGGUGGCGGUCUGCGGACUGUGCUUCGUAGUCUGCUGCGUGCCCGAGACCAGAGGCAGGCAGCUGGACGAGAUGAAUCCGGAUUAUGCGCAGGCACGGUAGUAUAAGGCCUCGCUGACGGGGGGUCUCUCGAACUUGGAGAAGGCGAACAAGCCCUUGCCGGGCGGCGCUUAUCCGAACGAGCACGAUCCGCGGAACCUCUACCGCUCUAACGACCCGUCGAUCGCAACUCCAAGCGUCGCCCAUCGCAAGCUGUCGGAUUACUGCGGCAUCUUCGCCGAGAAGACCAACCGUAUCGGCAGGAACGUGGAGAG